This is a messenger RNA of Bactrocera oleae (olive fruit fly), 8854 nucleotides long. Lineage: Eukaryota; Metazoa; Arthropoda; Insecta; Diptera; Tephritidae. The record is from RefSeq and is a predicted model, not a curated record.
CAUUACCAAUUUUCAUUAGUUUGACGUACGUAAAAAAUUGCGCAGACCAACGUCGCGCCAUACGCGUGUUCCACAGCCGGCUGGCUGAACGCUCGUACGCCCGUCCGCCCGCCUGCCAACCGAGCAACUUCAUUUGAAUGUGUAAUUGAAUCGUGUCUAGUGAAGUGCAUCAAGAUUCAGUAUCGCUCCGCGGCGUAUGUUAUUGUUUCUCUCGUUCUGUUGUAUUGUAAUUACAAUAAUUUUUCUGUGCUGUGGAAAAAUUGUUGAGUAAUCACAAGUGACACCACCACCAGCAGCAACAACAACAAAAAGUAAUAUGUGUUUACAACGCGACAGCGACGACUGUAGAGCACACAAACAACAAAGUUACACACGUGUAAUUUUGUUAUUGUUUUUGUUUCUGUGUUUAUUUAUUUUUUAUUAUUAUUAAUGCUCGUUUUUUUUUGUUGUUGACUAGGUAUUGUCGCGCUGAUAGUGGCAUUCUAAUGCAAAACACUAGCCGUUUUGUUAUUAUUGUGUCUACGUUUUUUUUUUACUUCGAAAUGGAUUUACCAUAAAUACCGCGUGGCAUUUUUUGCGUCUGUUUGAAGAGAGCGGGCAUUGUAUUUGUUAUUGCUAUGAAGAAAUUGUGUCACCUAUCUAAUCUCUAAUCAAGUCCCUGUACAUGUGCCGAAAAAUAUGUAAAUUUGUACAUAGUGAGUGUGAUUGAGUAGAUUAUUAUAAUUUAAGUUACAAUGGAAAGUUUUUAAUUUUAGUGGGUAGAGGACAUCACUGCUCCAAGGAAGAUAUGCUUUGACCGUUGAGCUUAGAUCUGCGCCCGUACCUCUUGAACAACCUCAAAGCUGCGGUUUAGGAGACGGGGAUUGCUUAGAAACAUGGCAUUUGAUGUCUCCCCAAAAGUUUUUUAUGGGGUUGAGAUCUGUGUCUGGCCAUGGUUUUAAAACAAUCUUUUCUUGGCCUUUCGCCAGUUUUUAGCCAAUUGCUGGACUGAGUUCGAUCGUUAUACUGCUGUAAUGUUCGCUUUAAGGUGGACUUACUUACUGAACCAACUGGCAUGAGACAGCAUAGCGUUCCUUAAUAUCUCCACAUACACAUUUUGAUCCAUGAUCCCAUCGAUCAUAUUUGUUGGGCCCACACAGAUAUAAGAAAAAAAGGCCCAUACUAAACUGGUAAGGCCACCAUGCUUUACUGUCUUGACCGUAUAAUUUGGAAGAUACUCCAUGUUCGGGAGUCCACGGACAUACUGUCUAGCAGCUGUUCUACCAAACAAGACCAGUUGGGACUCUUCUGUCUAAUAGAUACUACUAAAUUGGCCAUGAGGUCAUCUACCCACUAAAAUUAAAAAAGUUCCAUUGUUAUAGUGCAUUGUAACUUAAAUUAUAAUAUUCAACUCAAUCAAUCAAAAACAUAUAUCAAAAUUUUUUCGUCGAAGAAAAGCAAAAACUGCUAUUUCAGUGAAUAGCCAAAAAUGCGCGAAAGAGCGUCAAAAAUAUCAAAAACAAAGCAUAAAAACUAAGCAGAUCCAAUGGGAUUUUUUGUUUUUUUUCUAUUCUCUAUAUUCUAUUCUACAAAAACUAUGUGCGAGCGAUCAACUAACGAAAGGGAAUAUGCAAAAAAAAAAACGUUAUAUGUAUAUGUAUGUACAUAUGUGGGUAAAGCGGCAGAGACAAAAACAUAUAAUUGACAGGAAAUGCCGUAAAGUCUUUGUUAGUGUGCUAAAAAUAAAAACUUUUAGCACAAAAACUUCAUAAUUGUGUAUGUACAUAUGUAUGUACAAUAGUAUCUAUUCUGUUGCUGUUCACUUGAAUCAAGAGCAGAAAUGUUUGAAAAUCUGUUUCUGUUUCUGUUCAAUUUGCUACAUCUCAUCAAUUCCACUGCUAGUACGAAUACACAUGCUUACAUAUGUGUAUACAUUGAAAAAAGCCUUAUUACGUCCUCAACACGCGUAACUCACAACUCACCACACCGUGUGGGGAAUAACUUGUAGUAAAAGUGAGAAAGGUUUCGUAUGCAUAUAAAAAGUAAACAAACAUCAGCUGAUUACAAUUUUACAUUUGGAGAGUUUUUUGCUACCGUUAAUUAAACGUGUUUUAUUUGCAGAAUAGGCCGAUAAAGUUAUUUUCUUCGCGCAUUUGUUAGUAAGCGAUUUAUUUUGUUACUCUUUAAAAAUGUGUAAAAUGCUGUGCAGUUUUUUGACUUCCGAAACUUUUCUUAAUCAUGCUGAGUUAUAUAGUAUAUUGAAUAAGAUUUUCUGAAAUUUAUUUGGUUUUUAAAAUUUCCAAAAAGCUUACUCUGUGUAACAUUUUUAACUGUAAGACUAAAUUUUAAGUUGUUAAAAGUUGUUCUGUUCUUAUGAUGCAUAUAAUACUUACAUACAUAUGUAAAUAUUAAAUGUUUCAACGCAAAAACUUAUAAAUCUGCAAUAUCGAAAACAAUCUAAUUUUUUUCUUUUUACCAUUUCAAAGGGUAUCAGUGACAAAUUUUGAUAAGAUUCACCAGUGAUUACGAAAAGCUAAUGGAAUUUACUAUUGAGAGUUACUUUUUUUUUUUUUAAUUAAUUUAUGUAAUUGAUUACUGAUUUAAAAUGCUGAAAUUAAUACAGGCUUUUGUCAAUUUGAAUUACACGAACAAAACAUCUAAAAUACACUUAUUUGCAUUACGAGCGUAUUUAGUCACGAACAUAUUCGAAAACUAUUUGCUUUUUUAUUACUUUUUAUUUAUGUACAAUAUGCUUCCAUAUAAAACUAUUUUUGUUGAAAAUAUUGUCAAACUACAAGGAAUGCAUAUUGUAUUUUAUAUAUUUUAACUUUCAAUAAAAUAUGCAAACAAUUUUUAUACCCUGAACAGGGUAUAUUAAGUUUACCACGAAGUUUGUAACACCCAGAAGGAAACGUCGGAGACCAUAUAAAGUAUAUAUAUAAAUGAUCACCGUGACGAGCUGAGUUGAUUUAUCUCAAAAGCUGCACAUUUGUCGGAACGGCCGAUAUCGGACCACUAUAGCAUAUAGCUGCCAUACAAACUGAACAUUCGGAAUCAAGUGUUUGUAUGGGAAACUCUUUCAUUUGACGAGAUAUCUUCAUGAAAUUUGGCGUGUAUUAUUAUUUUAAGCAUUAAUCUAAUCUCCGAAGAAAUUGUACAGAUCGGAUGACUAUAGCAUAUAGCUGCCAUACAAACUGAACAAUCGGAAUCAAGUGUUUGUAUGGGAAACUCUUUCAUUUGACGAGAUAUCUUCAUGAAAUUUGGCGUGUAUUAUUAUUUAAAGCAUUAAUCUAAUCUCCGAAGAAAUUGUAUAGAUCGGACGACUAUAGCAUAUAGCUGCCAUAUUAACUGAACGAUCGGAAUCAAGUUCUUGUAAGGGGCCUUUGUAUUUGUGAAGGGUAUUAUAGUUUCGGCGCAACCGAAGUUAACGUUUUUUCUUGUUUUUAUAUAAAGAAGUAAAAACAAAAAUUGUAUUUUUCUAAGUGCAAAGUACAUAUUUUUUAGCGUGAUUAAAUUCAAUACCGGAAGUGUUCUUGAAGCGCAUUAGCAGUUUUUAAAUAAACAAUUUUAGAAAAAAAGUCGCAGCAAAGAGAAAAAAUUGACUUAAAAUAGUUUGUUGCUUCACAAAAAUUGCUAUUUUUUUAAAUAAUUUCAAUGAAAUGCAUUAUUUUAACGUAACUUACAGUGCUAAAGUGUUCAUAGCCAAGACAGACACUACAUAUGUGUGUAGUAUUAGUUUUGAUUUUAAAAUAUUUGCACAUAUUUUACCACAAAAUAUUUGCACAUUUUAACUAUUUGUUUAUUUUCUGUUUAUAUUUGCCUGCUAUAUUUAGUACAAUACGUUUUGACAAUAUUUUCGCUCAACAAAUCUAAAUUACUUUAUUGAAAACAUCAUGCUUAUAUAUUUUUCCAGUACGUAGUUAUAUUUCAGCGCUAAUAACUUGUUGUUUAUUACCUUGCUUUAUUGUAACUUCGUGUUUUAUACUCUGCAUGUAAACACAAAUAUAUGAAAAUAAAAAUUGCGCAUGAAAAUAUACUGUUUUCUCAUGUGCUCCCAAUAUGGUAUAGUUGUUGUUAAAGAAAAUCGCUUGCAGUACAACAUUAGUAUGUAAGUAUGUUAUUUUCCUGAUAACAUAGUACAUAACAUAGUUUACGACAUUAUACAAUACCGUAAAAUGCACGAACAUACAUAUUUGUUUUCGAACUCAUUUCUUAUGCCAUUACAACUUUCAAUUCGCUCAGCAAUAUUAUUGGUAUUAUGUAAAUGAGUAUACGACACACACACACACAUACAAACAUUCUUCGCAUGAAAUAAUUACUACUGGUAUAAUAAAGUAUUCGAAAAGUAAUAACAACAAUAUAAUGACACCAACAAACGCUUAGGCUGUGUGAAAUCCCUCACAAAAAGCAAACCGUUAGAACGAGCUACAACAAAAAUAUAUAAAACUGUGUCAUAUUAUAUUGUCAUAAUUCUCCAAUCACCUCUGUAUUACCAACGCGCCCAACCAAUCAAAGUAAUGUUUUUGCCUCCGACUGUGCUAAAUUAAAUCUGUUCGGUAAUCAGCAGCACUUCAAAUCCAACAAGCAAUUAAUUGGAGUACAUGAAUUUAAUUGCGCACAGUUUGAAGCGCACAAAUUCAAAUCGCCAAAUGUGCACGUAUGCCAUUAUCGAAGGUUCAGUGCUCUGUAUCAACGUUGACUUUAUAAAUAACAUAAUCAUAUCAAUUUUAAUUAAUGACUGACUGCCCUAACGGUUCUUCAUUGAUGCGAACGGCUUCCGCUUGGAGUUUUGGCAGCUUAAGUGGCCGUCUGAAUUGGAGCUUUUCUGGUGGUGCUAAUAGGAAUUCAUUUCACAAUCGCAAUAAGUCAACCAGAAAAAGCUUAACAUCGGCACAGCAGCGUCGCUCCAAGACCCAAUGGCAUAAGCCACUUACCAAUGCCAUAUUCAGUUCACAUUUUAAGGAAGCCAGUCGCAACGAUCAAUUCCACAUUAUAGACUUGGUGGCCAAGGGUGCAUUCGGUGUUGUCUUCAAAGUAAUUAAUAAGCGCUACGCGCAAGAAUUGACACAACCACAAACGACUGAAGCCGCAAACAGCUCGGCAACACCAUUACAUCCUGCGCCUAUUUAUGCACUCAAAGUGUUGAAAAAGUCCAAAAUAAUCGAGGAGAACAGUGUGCAGCAAAUAAAAGACGAAGCGGAUAUUCAAAAGUUGUGCGGUCACCAUUCGUUUAUUGUGCAACAAGUGGAUUCAUGGCAGAAUCGUCGUAACUUGCAUAUACUUUCGGAAUAUGUGCCGAAUGGUGAACUCUUCUCUAAAUUAACUCACUUCUCAUUGGAUCUCAUAAGGGUAUAUUUAGCGGAAAUUGCACUGGCUAUUGACUUUCUCCAUAAUGCUGGUGUAAUAUAUCGUGAUGUUAAACCGGAAAACAUUCUGCUGACCGGCAACUUUCACAUAAAAAUAACGGAUUUCGGACUUAGUAAGUGGCUUCGCUUAGGUGCAACAACAAGGACUAUGUGCGGCACUUUCCAAUAUAUGGGUACGAUUUGAACCAAAUGACAAAAGCAAUCCUUGUUAAUAUAAAUAGAAUGUAUUUAACGGUAAAUCCGAUAUAGAAAAAGGGCUACUAAACAAAACAGUUUUAAACCUUUCAAACAACCAUAUUUAAAAAUAGUUUGAUGAAAACGCAGAUUUGUGCAAGAAACAAUAACAAAAGAUAUAGCUAACUGUUAACAAAGCGAACAGCAACAACAAACAAACCGAUAACUGUGUUGAAAACAGAAGAAAAGGAAAAAAUAACAUAUUGUUUAGGAAGAAAAGCACGUAUCAAUUAUUUAGAUACCAAAAACUGUACAAAUUUUGAAUUAAUUUAAUCGGUUCGUUUAAGUUAUUUAAAUGCUUAGUGAAAAAACAUUAGAAAACAUAAGUUUUUGAAAUAAACUGGGGAAUGUGGUGAGAGAAAUUAACUCUUAAUUAGUACCUGUCAUCGAAGAGUGUCAAAUUUCAAACAUAACACCGUCAUCAACUGGUCGCGAACACAUUUCCCCUAUUCCCCAACACGAUGAACGCUCGGUCGCAGGUUUUCGACCUCACCAUCGAAGGGCGGCAAGUGGACGAAGCUGUUGCUAGCAUCUUUCAUACGGUUCUUUUCCAUCGCUGCCAAGGCAAAUACAUGUAUACAGGGGAUGCUCAAUAUUCCAUCGGCACUAUUGGCUACACCGACGUGGAUUGUGAUUUCAUUGAUUUCACAUACGUUUGCUGCACUUCCGAAGGGCUGUUGCGCACCGUAAAACGAGCCGUCAACGUUUUCAGCGAGAAGUUACGUUCAAAUGAAAGUUGCGGUUCCGGCCAAAUAAGCUUGGAAUUCUUUCAGAAGCGCAAAUCGCGCUGGCUCUUCCAGCAAGAGUGUAUACCAUGGGAGGUAUGGACAGUUCAUUUAGAUCUCAUAAAGUAUGAAAAUGAAGACGAUCGCCAACUCAGCAGAGAAAACGUUUCCGAUCUUUUAACUGAAAAAGUUAUAUAUAUCACUGAGCUAAUGAAUCGUUCGGAUUAUGUACCGAAAACGCCAAGUCAAAGUGAAUUAGAUUUGAUUUUCGACACUUCAUAUCCCGAUGUACAGCCGUAUCUCUUUAAGUUUGAUUACACGACUGCUGGCUCACAAACGCCCUCGGUAACAAAUACCGUUAAGAAGAUAAUUAAGGAGACAUUUACGUUGUGACGUGUAAUGCUUGCGAGUGGGCGUAGCCACCGCCAACAAAAGCAGAAACAACAGUCACAACAGCAGCAACAACAGCAUGAAGAGAAACCACAACAGCAAGUAAUCGAAGAAUUACAGCCUGUAUAUGCUAAGGACACGAUUGUUGUGGCCGGUGGAAAGUACUUCAAUAAGGGUACAAGUAUUAUGAUUUCUCAAGUCAGCCGAGCACACUGUAGCAGAGCGUUGAGUGAUGUCAACAUGGAGCUGAACGCGCUCCAAACCACCUGUAUAGGUGCUAAGCAUAGCGAGCGCAAAUCAAUUUUGGCUGUUGUGGGUGGCAUGAUUUUGCUGUUUUUAUGUCAACACAAUCGCCUUGGCUCAUUUUAGUUGCACUCAACCAACCAGUUAUCACGCUGAAUGCUGAAAUACAAUAUACAUUUAAAUAGAUAGUUGCUAAACUCAGCUUAAUUGUUAAUUGUUUACGAUUAAAUGGACUUGUAACGUACGUGUGUUCCACCCUACGCAAACUGAAACGCCUAAAACCAAUUGCAAAGGAGCGCUUGAUUCGUGAGAGCGUAAGCGUAGAAGCGCAAAAAUGAUGAGUGAAAAUUGUGCUAAAUGAGCACCACUAAUUUUGACAAAUCUCAUCAACUCGUUUCAACAAUGUAAUCUGCUUACGCCUUUUUGAUUGUUUUCAAGCUUUAACGUUGAGUGAUGACUAAAUUUUAAAUUUAUCAUGACUGAAGUGUGCCGUAAAAAGUAUGAAUAGAAGCAAAAAAAAAAAAAAAACUAAAAAAAAAGACACAAAAGUGUUGAUGUUUAAAGAUUAACUGCGAAUUAGUCUCAAGCUUCUACGAAAUUUGCACUCGAGCGCUCUCUUGCUGGUUGCUUGUCAGUUUGUGUAGUAUUACCAAGACGCUGUAUAAAGUAUAAAACCCCACAAAAUCAAUAAUGAUAAAUAAUAUUGCAAAUUGCAGCUGCAAUGCUCUUACUAAAUAUGGAAAAUAAUAUUAUUCUGAGUUUCAAGUUUAUCAAUGUAAUUACUCGUAAAUAUAAAGUCGAUAAUGCAUAAAGCGAACAAUGCCACAAUUCAGAAAAGUGUUGUCAUAGCAUUGCCAAUAUUUUUUACAUACAAAAUUUAAAUUGAAAAUUUAAAAAUUUGUAAAAUUCUGUUAACCUAAAAUAUUUUGAUCUUAAAUGCGACAUUGAGUUCAAUAUUUGUUUUAUACACACUAGUGUCUUGAAUUAAUUUUUAUUUAUUAUUAUUAUUUUUUUUUGUCUAUGCACUGGCCUGCAUAAUUAAUUUAGUUUUUUUUUUAUACGUUAUCCAAUAUUAUGUUAUUAAAACUUUUUUAACUUAAAGUUAAGUUGUAUUUUUUAAGUCAGCGUACCUUGCAUAGAAAAUAUAUUAACCUACAUUAAAUUGGGUUACACGGAACUCAUUCUCAAUAAGUUUUGCUUAUAUUUUAUUUGUUAUGAUUUUGUGAUCUUGAUCUUGAUUUGAACUCGUUCAAUUAGAUAUAUAUGCGAAGUUUUUAUUUCUAAGUUCUAUAACUUAAGCCUUAUAAUCACCAGAUGUACAGCUAAAGCGUGUAUUUGAUUUGAACUGCGUAUCCAUGCGGUUGUUCGUAUUCCUUAAGUACUUUUAUAAUUUUUGUUUUGUAAGUUUAAUAUAUAUUUUUUCUACUGCAUGUUCUUUGUAGUAGCAAUGCAAGGGCUAAUGAACUGCUAUACUGUAUUUUAUAAUUUGAUAUGUAACAGCCUAAAAAUAACCACUGUAAGCACGAGCAAUUGAAAAAAAUGUAAAAAUUAUUAAAGUAAUAGCACAAUAAAUGCUAUAGAUUGAUUAUUCUGUUGUAGCGAAUGAAUUAUUAUCAAUUUAACGAAGGCACCAAACCCAACGUACUACCCAUGAUACUAAGUAGUUUACGUUUUUAUGAAUUUUAUGAAAUGAAUUGUAAUAAACACGAUGAAGAAGGAAGUGCGAGUAAUAUGCAUAGUAAAUGUAGAUGUGUUUUAGUGUGUACCAUUGAUGUUGUUCAUUGUUGUGUUUUGUGUAUGAAACGUGAAAAAACAGAAAUGAGAAAGAAAAAAUAUUAAACUUAAAGAGACUCAUGUGUCGAUAAUGUGCUUGCACUUACAGCAACACAUAAAUGAAAUAAAAACAUUUUAAAAUUU